GAAUGCAGUGGUUAUUUCCCCGCGAACAUGAAAGUGAUCAGCAGGCAGCAUGCUGAGGUCUGGGUGGAAGGGAACAAGAUCUACAUCCGUGAUGUCCAAAGCGCGAAUGGGACAUACAUCAACGGCUGCCGUCUCAGCCCGGAGAACAUAGAGUCUGCCCCGUUUGAGCUUAAAAGCCAUGACUUGUUGGACUUCGGUGUUGACAUUGUUGACGUGGACGGCGCGACAGUGCUCUACCGCAAGGUCGCAGCCCGCGUCGUCUGUGUUUUGUCAGAGCAAGAUCUCCAAGUCGCUUCUUUGGCUGAGGGCAUGCACUCUUCUCCGCAU
This is a messenger RNA of Coniophora puteana RWD-64-598 SS2, 327 nucleotides long. RefSeq lists its product as uncharacterized. The record is from RefSeq and is a predicted model, not a curated record. Gene Ontology annotation, cellular component: cytoplasm. The annotation marks the transcript as partial. Lineage: Eukaryota; Fungi; Basidiomycota; Agaricomycetes; Boletales; Coniophoraceae. The transcript is spliced from 3 exons. Gene Ontology annotation, molecular function: protein binding.